CUAAAAAAAUUGAAAUGGCCGUAAACAGCGAAAAGAGUCAAACUAUUUUGUAAAUUUUAUGGUGUAUAGAAAAUUCUAAUAUAAACAUUCAGUCAAAAUUUCAUGUCCCUACGGUCAUUUGUUUUAGAGUUACACCAAAAACCAAAAUCGAUUUUCUCGAAAACAGAUUUUGCGUAAAAAUUCCCGUUUUUCCUUAAUUUUUCUUUUGUUUUUCACGUCGCUUGUGAAAACUACUGGGAAAUUUUUACUUUUGACCCCCCAAAGUACAAACUAGAUUCACUUUCCUAUCAGAAAAGUUACUAUUGAAGAAAAUCCAAGCACUUUUACUGCCCUAAAAGGUGAUGACAGACACAAAAAUAAAAAAAAAAAUUAAAAAAAAACACACAUCAUUGUAAAAUCAAUACAUUCAUCGCUUCGCUCAGAAUCUAAAAAAAAACUACGACGAUAAAAAUUCACAAUCUGGACUAUGGUUAAAACUUUUUUUUGGUUUGCCUUAUUUACCAUCACAUAUGAUUUCUGAGGCGUUUAUUGAGAUAAUGGCUACUUGUCCAGAAGAAAAACAAUAUUAUGAUUUUGCUGAUUACAUAUUGGAUAAUUAUAUUGAGACUAAUAAUUUUUCACCAAUGUUGUGGGCAGAAGAGCCCAAUAAAAGUACAAGAACGACGAACGGUGCAGAAAGUUACCAUAGUCAACUUAGGCAUGAAUUCUAUGUUCCACAUCCUACUAUAUUUCAUUCGAUAGAAGUGUUAAAACAACGACAAAUAAUUACUGAAACCAAAUUUCGCCUCAUACGAAACGGCAACGUGAACCGUACACGCAAAGUAUGCAGGGAGAAAGAAAAAUCUAUUUUAAAAUGAUAUGAUUGUUUCAUUAACAACGAAAUUAGCUUGAUUGAUUAUUUAAAAACAUUAGGAUGUAAGUUUAUUUCCAUUUAAUUAUAUAUUGAAUUAUUUUAUAUUAUGAUUUUUAAUUAAUACUAAAUUAUUUUUUAAUAACAACGAAAUUAACACUAAAUUAUUUUUUUAAUUAAUAACAAACAUAUUUGUUUGAUUUUUAACUGUCAAUCAAAUGUGUGCGAUUUUGAACUAUCGACCUUCCAAAUUUCCCUUUUUAACAAUAGAAUAAAUGUGUGCGGUAUUGAACGAUGUAAAAUGUGCGGUUAUGAACGGUAAGUGUGCGGUUUUGAUGACCGCCGAACAGGCCUUUUUUUAUGUCACAGUCUCUUUUGUAGGUAAUAAUAUUUCAUCAAUUUUCAGUAUUUUGUAUCGUUAAGAUUGGGAAAACAUAAACCGAUAUCACGUGACUAACAUAUAAUCAUACUUUUAUAAAAGAAUAUGAUACACUAUUUUUGAACUAAUCGUUUUUUUCUAUCUUACAUUAUACCUAUUGGAUGACGUCGCUUGUGCACCAUCGGCUCUUCGACCCAGUAAAAUAAUGCGACCGGGUACAUCUCUUUUAGGAAAUUCACUAAAUCCUCGAUCACUUAACUCCCGGUUCAAGAGGUUAUGACUGACACGGUCAUAUAUAAGUGUAUAGAACAUUUCGUAAUAUUAUUUCGACAAACGAAUAUGAUGCAGACAGUGCUGGUAGUAACUUCAAGCAGUGGCGUGGUGAACUUCAUUAACUUAUGAGGCACAAUAAUUUAUAUUGGUAAUUAUAAAUACUUAUAUAAAUAAUUACGGAUUUACUUAAAUGGUAACUGACAAUGAUUGGCUUAGUCUUAGUGUGUGCUUAAUAAAUUAUUUACUGUAUGUGAAAUUCCCCCAUAGUCUCCAGGACACCCACCACCCUUUAAGCUGAGGCCUCAAAUAAAGUCCUUCGUCACGCCACUGACUUCAAGACGUGAUCGUGAAAGGCGGUCAUUUGCACAACAUAUGUUUCA
Molecule: messenger RNA, 1882 nt
Organism: Metopolophium dirhodum (rose-grain aphid)
Lineage: Eukaryota; Metazoa; Arthropoda; Insecta; Hemiptera; Aphididae
Exons: 2
Coding region: 510-857 (115 amino acids)
Source: RefSeq, a predicted model, not a curated record